Messenger RNA from Sphaeramia orbicularis (orbiculate cardinalfish), 1263 nucleotides. Its product is annotated as Ig-like V-type domain-containing protein FAM187A. The transcript has 5 exons. NCBI's taxonomy places the organism in Eukaryota, Metazoa, Chordata, Actinopteri, Kurtiformes, Apogonidae. The record is from RefSeq and is a predicted model, not a curated record.
AUGUCCACUUUUCUGUCCUCUCUCCUCCUCCUCUUCGUUAUUUCUCCAUCCGUGUGGAGUUAUGAGGCUCCAGAGGAUAAAGAAGACGUGUUUGCUCGGAAAGCCUGUCCUGCCUUCCUCACCUUCACCAACGCUGCAUAUUUGUGUGGAGCCACAGUGGAGCUGCCCUGCCUCUGCAAACCCCAGCAGGUCCAGUCGGUCGUGUGGUUCUUCAGGAAACACUCGGGCAGUCCAGAGGAAACCAAAGGUCUGACCGAUCACCAUGGUAACCAGCUGUUGGACAGCAGUCAGGUUCCUCACCAUGGCGACCUACGGAGCCGAUUCUCCAUCCGCCUGUUCAGCCUGCUCAUCUUCAGGGCGGGGCCUGAUGACGCUGGCCUCUACAUCUGCGGCUCCGCCCACAGGGACUUCUUCUAUGGUUACGACCUGGAUAUCCAGGAGGUUCACGUGAUCAGCUUCACCUCGAGGUGAACGGCAAGAAGUAAACAGAGGACGCUCAGACGCUUGUCCUCGCCUCAGCCUCUGUUCCAGACCUUCACCCGUUUCAGGUCCUGGUCUGAGUGCGACCGAUGUGGACUCCUAGGUGAACAGGUCCGAGCCGGACUCUGCUACGUCCACUCCCAGUACCUGCACGUGCGCUACAGACGCACCAAUCAGACGGUGGUGUCCUGUGGCUCAGGGGCGGUGCCUAGAGCUUUUGGCCCCCUGAAGAAGAAGGGCGGAGCCAAACUGGAGGUCAGAGGAUGUGAAGUGACCUGUCCGGCACAAGCUCCGCCUCCUUCCAGACUGGUCGCUUUGAUGGCUCUUCUAGGAUACAGUUCUGCCUCCUCUCCACUGGAGGUCCCCGUCUUGUACCUGAACCACCCUGCAGACCAGAUCCUGACCCUGGGCUGCCCCGGAGCCCGGUCCAACAUGGUCGUGGCCUGGGACCGGGGAUCGGAGCCCCUCUACAGAUCUGAACACAAGACGGGUUCCAGGAUAUGGAUCGAUACCGGACACCAUCUGGUGUUUAAACCAGCACGGACUCAGGACUCAGGUACAUAUUUCUGCUGGCUUCAGGGUCGCAGAUCGGCUCAGGUCCGUCUGCUGGUCUACGUUCAUCUGGGACGUGGACAGUCGAUAUUGUCACAUCCGGAUUUCGUCCCAACUCUCACCACUCUUCUCAAAUCCUACGCCGCCAUGACAGCUGUGUUCUGUCUGCUGCUGUUUGGAAGAGCCAUGGUCCGACACCGCAGAGACCCCCCAGACUCACACCAGGACUAA